Molecule: messenger RNA, 585 nt
Organism: Aspergillus melleus
Lineage: Eukaryota; Fungi; Ascomycota; Eurotiomycetes; Eurotiales; Aspergillaceae
Exons: 1
Coding region: 1-585 (194 amino acids)
Source: RefSeq, a predicted model, not a curated record
AUGCCCCGUUUUAAACUCUCUCCAGAGACCCCUUCUGAACCCCAUCAACAAUGUACCCCAAUAUCAUCACCGAGUCAGAGGUUCCUCGGCGGCACCCGCUGGAUGGUGCUCUAUUUCCACGAGCCGAUGGGCCUGCGCAACGUUGGGGUUCUGAAGCUGGUACUUGGGAAGCUCGAAAGAUACGACAAUAAAUGCUUCACAGAAGAUCCUGGCGAUGACUCCUUCAUCUACAAAUUUGAAGUUGACAUCCCAGCUAGUGUGGAAUCUCAGAAGGGCUGUCAUAAGACGGCAGUUAAUUCCAUCUCCGAUCAGCUGGUGGACGUCGUUUACUUGUAUGAUACGUCGGAGGCUGAGAAGGCUGUUCAAUAUUUUCAGGAGAAGGUAAAUCUUGCUCGUUUCAAGGAGGAGCUUCAUCAGAUGAGGGACGUGAGGAACGUUGCGUCCUCUUGGGUGCCGCUUAGCGUUGUGGAGAGCAGCGCUGGGAAGAGGACUGACGGGUCGGGUGAUUCUGAGGGAGAGAUUGAUGGUCCUUCCUUUGGUAGUCAGUCUGAGGACGGGAAGAACUCAUACCCAGAGUGGAUUUGA